GGCUGUCAUACGUGAUCACACAAAAGUUGAGGUUAAGAUGUAAUCUGGUAAAUUUGGCCUGCAUUGAAUUUGAUUAAAUGGACUGAUUCCCGGUCUAUGUGCAGGAUAUGUACCUAGUUAGAAGAAAAUAUUUGAGAAAUUCUUUCGAUCGAAUUUCUAGUACGAAAAUUUAAUACACGAUUUGUACAGUUUAAACUAUCACGUACAGGCGAGAAAAUUAUAAUAUUUUUUAAAGUAUUAGAUUUUUAAAUGGCUGAAUCUAUCGAUAGUUCUAAAUUUUCUGAAAAUGAUACCGCUCAGAAUUCUACGACCGCCGAGACGAGCAGCAAACAAAAAAAGCCAUGUUGUAUUAUCGUUCUGGGAAUGGCUGGAUCUGGAAAAACAUUCUUUGUAAAUCGGCUCGCCUUGGUGUUAUAUAAAAUUAAGAAACCGUACAUUAUAAAUUUAGAUCCUGCGUGCAAGGAAGUCCCUUACCCAGCGAACAUAGACGUAAGAGAUACGGUGAAUUACAAGGAAGUGAUGAAACAGUACAGUUUAGGACCGAAUGGCGGUAUCGUUACCGCCUUAAAUUUGUUCUCCACGAAAUUUGAUCAAGUGAUAGAACUCAUCAAGAAAGCAAGCAAAGAGCACGAUUAUAUAAUUCUAGAUACACCCGGGCAAAUAGAAGUUUUUACAUGGUCGGCAAGUGGAACCAUUAUAACGGAAGCUUUAGCAUCCGAAUUCCCGACGAUUAUAGUGUAUGUAUUAGAUACUGUGAGAAGCAUUAGUCCUGUAACGUUCAUGUCCAACAUGCUUUACGCGUGUUCUAUUCUUUACAAAACUAAGUUACCAUUUAUCGUCGCUAUGAAUAAGAUUGAUAUCGUGGAACAUAGUUACGCGGUAGAUUGGAUGCAAGAUUUUGAAGCGUUUCAAGAAGCUUUGGAUUCGGAAACAAGCUAUAUCAGCAACCUAACGCGCAGCAUGGCUCUGACGCUGGACGAAUUUUAUAGACAUUUACGUAGUUGUGGUGUUUCUGCUGUUACGGGGGCUGGUAUUACAAAGUUUUUGGAACUUGUUGACGACGCCGUAGAGGAAUACGAAAGGGAUUAUAAAAAAGGUUGGGAGAGAACGAAAGUUAAACGAGAUGCUCAAAGACGGCAAACGGAAAUGGAACAACUUGAGAAAGCGGGGCAGAAUAUUGCAGGCGAGACCGUGCCAUUUGUAACAACAAUUGGUAGUGGAAGAGAAAUCGCGGACAUAUAUUUAAAGCACGCUGGCAACGAAUCGAGCGAGGACGAAGAGGGCACGGAAAAUUUAUUCAAAGUCGAAGACGAGGAGGAAAAUAAAGAGGCGGAGUCUUUUAUGAACUUUCUAAAUAGACAUAAAAUGGAACAGAAAAAGCGUACGUCCAAUCAGCCUGCUACCAGCAGUAGCAGUACGUAGGCUUCCUUUAGCGCCAACUGAACAGGAAAAAUGAUAAAAUUACAGAUCUGUAAGGGCAACC
Molecule: messenger RNA, 1483 nt
Organism: Colletes gigas
Lineage: Eukaryota; Metazoa; Arthropoda; Insecta; Hymenoptera; Colletidae
Product: GPN-loop GTPase 1
Exons: 7
Coding region: 250-1422 (390 amino acids)
Molecular function (GO): GTPase activity
Source: RefSeq, a predicted model, not a curated record